AUGACAGGCGAGUGUCACAAGUGCAAAAAUCCCGUCUCCAACCCAGUAAAGUGCCCGAAUUGUGCUACAUCAUUUCAUCAGAACUGCAUCAUUGUGAAUACGAAGAGCAAAACUUGGAAGUGCGAAAAGUGUUCAAAAGACAUUUCUACAACAUCAAUCUCAGACAAACGGGACGUGGAAAAUAACAAUUCAAUAUUAAACGCCAUCAACGAAUUUAGAAUUGAAAACAAACAAAAUUGGGACUCCAACAACAAAAGAUGGGACGUAAAUGAAGGUAAACUAAAAGAACUACAGGAAGACAUUAAGGCUACAAAACUAGAAAUAACACUCAUAAAAGAACAGUUCACGGAAGUUUCAAACAAGUGCGAUAAUGCGUGUGCAGCUGUUGAAAAAUUUCGCCAAGAAAACACUCUAUUAAAAGAUGAGCUAGCGCAAGUGAAAAACGAUUUGGUAGACUUACAGCAACAUACGAGGAAGAACAAUAUCCUAGUGACAGGUAUACCCGUAACAUAUAGGGAGGAUAUGUUUACUGUGCUGGAUGCAGUUGCGAGAGCGAUCGAUGUGAAUUUCAAUUAUUGCAGUGACAUUUCGGCAGUGCACAGACUCCACAAUCGUAAAGACGACAACAGGCCACCUCCGAUAGUAAUCAAUUUUACAUCUCGCAUAGUAAAAUCUAACUGGUUGGCCGCGAGACGUCUCAAAGGCUCUCUCACUGCUAGUGAACUCAAUGUAAAUUUUCCGAAUACUCCUGUGUAUCUGAAUGAGCAUCUUACUACUUUGACACGAUCUAUAUUCAAUUCAGCCAGACAACUAGUCAAAGACAAAAAACUUCACUCAGUUUGGACCACGGAUUGUAAAGUGAUGGCCAAAACAGCCGUCGGCCAACGUCCAUUCCGUGUCCGGGAUAUGGAGCAUAUCGCAGAGUUGACAGAAAAACGCUUCGAAACAUCUACCUACGCUAACGCUGCCGCUUCGGAGGUUCCUAGGAACAUGACCACCACACAACAGGAAGCCGACCAACAAAACCCUAAAUAG
This is a messenger RNA of Nilaparvata lugens (brown planthopper), 1035 nucleotides long. RefSeq lists its product as uncharacterized. The coding region runs from base 1 to 1035 and encodes 344 amino acids. The transcript has a single exon. The record is from RefSeq and is a predicted model, not a curated record. Lineage: Eukaryota; Metazoa; Arthropoda; Insecta; Hemiptera; Delphacidae.